CUUCCUGACAAGACAUCACACAAGCUCUAUGGAAAUUGGACAGGAGUUAUCCCCACCUUAAUCAAACCUCUCUUAACUUAUCUUGCAAGAACUUUCAGACAACCACUUGAGAAGUUGCAUCCUAUCAUAUCUGCAUGCAUUACUAGUUCAUGUGCUCAAAAGUGCACAACCAUUGUUUGCCUCUUCUUUGACCAUAAGUGUAUCCAGGCUUCUUGUCAUUGA
This is a messenger RNA of Suillus subaureus, 222 nucleotides long. RefSeq lists its product as uncharacterized. The record is from RefSeq and is a predicted model, not a curated record. NCBI's taxonomy places the organism in Eukaryota, Fungi, Basidiomycota, Agaricomycetes, Boletales, Suillaceae. The annotation marks the transcript as partial. The transcript has a single exon.